AUGCAGUCUCCAAGAACUCCUACAGACGAGGAUGUUGAAAAGCAAAGGGCAAACGAGCUUGAAGAGACUUCGACCAAGCAAUCGGCCUUCAAAAAUCUCGGCUGGCUCGAUCGCUUUCUGGCCGUAUGGAUCUUCCUUGCCAUGGCUAUUGGAAUUAUACUGGGAAACUUUGUGGAAAAUAUGGGGCCCGCCCUUCAAAAGGGAGAUUUUGUUGGAGUUUCUAUCCCGAUCGCGAUUGGUCUCCUGGUUAUGAUGUACCCUAUUCUUUGCAAAGUGCGAUAUGAAUCUCUACACCACGUCUUCCAAGAGCGGAGGAUCUGGGUUCAGAUUGCGUUCAGUAUAUUUGUUAACUGGAUUAUUGCUCCGUUCCUCAUGCUGGCACUGGCAUGGGCUUUCCUACCGGACGAACCAGAACUUCGGGAGGGCUUGAUUCUCGUUGGAUUGGCUAGAUGCAUUGCUAUGGUUCUUAUCUGGACCGGUCUCGCUGGCGGUGACAAUGAAUACUGUGCAAUUCUUGUUGCGGUUAAUUCAAUUCUUCAGAUGGUGCUCUUCGCUCCCUUGGCGAUUUUCUUCAUCAAGGUCAUCAGUCACGCAGACAGCCAAGUUGCUCUUUCUUAUUCUACUGCUGCUAAAAGUGUGGCAGUUUUCCUUGGAAUACCUCUAGGUGCUGCAAUCAGUACCCGCAUUAUUCUUCGAAGGAUCGCUAGCCCACACUGGUAUGACCAAGUGUUUCUCAAGUGGGUGAGCCCAUGGUCACUUCUUGGGCUUCUUUUCACCAUUCUUGUGUUAUUCGCUUCUCAGGGCCGGCAGGUGGUACAUCAAAUUGUAUCAGUGAUCCGAGUUGCUGCUCCUCUUAUUGUUUAUUUUAUCAUUGUCUUUUUUGUCACUCUUCUUGUGACUUACAAGCUUGGGUUUGGUUACAAGUUGGCAGCCACUCAAAGUUUCACCGCUGCCAGCAAUAAUUUUGAGCUUGCCAUCGCAGUCGCUAUUGCAACGUUCGGCGCAAAUAGCAACCAAGCGCUUGCUGCCACCGUGGGGCCAUUGAUUGAAGUCCCAGUACUGCUUGGCCUUGUCUAUGUUGUCAAGUUUAUAGCUAAGCGAGUUGGAUGGAAUGAUUGA
Molecule: messenger RNA, 1119 nt
Organism: Penicillium waksmanii
Lineage: Eukaryota; Fungi; Ascomycota; Eurotiomycetes; Eurotiales; Aspergillaceae
Product: arsenic resistance protein
Exons: 4
Coding region: 1-1119 (372 amino acids)
Biological process (GO): antimonite transmembrane transport; arsenite transport
Cellular component (GO): plasma membrane
Molecular function (GO): antimonite transmembrane transporter activity; arsenite transmembrane transporter activity; antiporter activity
Source: RefSeq, a predicted model, not a curated record